AUGGCGGACUUCAUCAAAUCCAUUCCCAGCCUCAUGGGCAUUCCCCGAGAGAUGAGGGACGCCGUGUUCGAACAACUCUUCCCGUGCCGUACCAUCAUCCUCAGCAAUCCUGCUCCAGCCAACAUAGCUGGCCUCAUCGGUACAUGUCGCCAAUUGCGCGCCGAGUUCGAUGGGUUCAUCAAGACGCUCGUAUGCCGCAACGGAAUCAGACCUGGUCGAUCUCUGCCCACCGACCCUGCCUCAUGUGGAAUCCGAACCAUCAUCCUCGAGGAUGGUGUUUCUGCACCAUUGAACACCACAGACUUUCCAAAGCUCGAAAAGAUCAUCAUCUGCCGAGAUGACAGAGGACGACGGCCCAGAGCCAGAGGAUUGGCGUUAGACGGAAUAUUUCUGAUCGACUUUGACGAGGUGGACAUUCUCUCUCCGCAGAGAGACAUAAUCCGCCAACAAGUCCACGCCAGGUUGCCUCAGUGGCUGCAGGACCUUCUCUUUGAUCCAAGCCGGCGAUUGUCUGUCCAAUUCAAUCUCCUCUUGAGCUUUCAGGAGCAGUUCCAGGUCAAGAGAAGUGAGUGGGAUGCCAAUGUCGACUACCCGGGCAUCUGGAUGAAGCUGGACUGCCAAUGGGAUUGGGACUCUGGCCACGUCUUUGACAUCACCUCAAUCUUCUAG
Molecule: messenger RNA, 669 nt
Organism: Capronia coronata CBS 617.96
Lineage: Eukaryota; Fungi; Ascomycota; Eurotiomycetes; Chaetothyriales; Herpotrichiellaceae
Exons: 1
Coding region: 1-669 (222 amino acids)
Source: RefSeq, a predicted model, not a curated record